Molecule: messenger RNA, 2364 nt
Organism: Arctia plantaginis
Lineage: Eukaryota; Metazoa; Arthropoda; Insecta; Lepidoptera; Erebidae
Source: the annotation of a GenBank genome assembly
AUGGCGUCAACAGGCAGUACACCUUUUCCUAAAUGGCAAUUGGCGAUUCUCCUUGGCGCACCUCUCGCCAUCGGUUUAGGUUACCUUUAUCUGAGAAACCGAUUAGAAGAUCCAGAGAAGAAAAAGGUGUCUGAACUGAAGGCCAAGACUACCAUUUCAUUAGACAAUGAAGAUAAUAAUGCAAAGGUUACCGAAAGCGCUAUCGACCGCGCUAUGAAAUUGAAAGGUGCCGGAAACCGUGCUUUUCAUGCAGGCGAAUAUGACAAAGCUAUUGCUUUAUACAACGAAGCGAUCGAGGCUUGUCCUCCAGAUCGUCCCGUCGAUCUUGCCACAUUCUACCAGAAUCGUUCUGCUUGUUACGAGAAGCGUGAGAUGUGGGAGCAAGUCAAAGAAGACUGUACGUUUGCUCUAAAACUCAACGAAAAGUAUGUCAAAGCAUUUUUAAGGCGUUCACGUGCAGCGGAAAAGAGUGGAGAUCUAGUGUUGGCCCUAGAAGAUGUUACCUCUGCAUGUAUUCUUGAACGAUUCCAAGUGCAGAGUUCUUUAGUCAAUGCUGAUAGAAUAUUGAAAGCUCUUGGCAGGCAACACGCGCGCGAGGCCCUGGCUAAAAGACGGCCUGUUAUGCCCUCCAAGCAUUUUAUUAAAACCUAUUUCUCAGCAUUCUCAGAAGAUCCUAUCUCCAAACUUCAUCUUGAUGAUAAAGUAGUAGGUGGAUUUGCUAAAGCCAAGCAAGCCUUAGAUGCUCAAGAUUAUGAAUCUAUUGUGGAUGCAUGUACUGAAGAAUUGAAUGACGCUGAUGGAAAGUACAAAAAUGAAGCCCUUUUGCUACGUGCAACAUUUUAUUUGUUGCUAGGCAGGCAUGAUGAAGCUCAAGCAGACCUUGCUAAAGUCAUUGAUAGUGAAACAUCUAUCAAAGUGAAAGUAAAUGCACUGAUCAAGCGUGCCUCUUUAUUUACACAAUUAGAAAACACUGAACACUGCUUGGAAGACUUUGCACGAGCUGCCCAGCUGGAUCCCAACAACUCUGAUAUUUACCAUCAUCGUGGACAAGUGUACUUACUUUUGGAGCGUAUGGAUGAGGCAACAUCUGAAUUUGCAAAGGCUGUUGAAUUAAACCCUGACUUUUCAAUUGCAUUUAUUCAAAAGUGUUAUGCUGAUUAUAGGCAUGCACAGAUCAACAAAAAUGUUGGAGCCUUGACUCAGGUUCGGGCAGAUUUCGAACGUGCAUUGGAAAGGUUUCCUCGAUGCGCUGAAGCUUAUAUAUUGUUUGCUCAAGUGUUAUCUGAUCAGCAGGAGUGGGGUCGUGCUGAAGCUUUAUUUGAUUCUGCACUUACAGUGGAUCCCAACAAUGCUACAUUAUAUGUCCAUAAAGGAUUAGUUCAACUGCAGAAGAGUACAGAUUUUGAUAAAGCAGUCAAAUUGAUUAACAAGGCCAUUGAGAUGGAUGAUAAAUGUGAUUUUGCAUAUGAGACAUUGGGCACUAUUGAAGUACAGCGAGGCAACUUGAGACGGUCAUUAGAAUUAUUUGAGAAAGCCAUUUCACUAGCCAAGACAGAACUGGAGAUGACGCACCUGUUCUCCCUAAAGGAUGCAGCAGCAGCACAACUGAAAGUGUCGGAGCGCUGGGGAUUGGAUUGGACUCAACCCUCCGUCGCAUCGCAGCCAGCCUGCGUCCGACGCCAGCUACGCGCCACGGCUGCAAGACGACCUUCGUCCCCAAAGAUCCAGGGCCAAACAGACAAAACUCACUCACUGAAUGUCAACGGCAGACGCAUAGAGGUCAGUAUUGACAGGACAGAGCCCGCACACCUCCAACCCGACCUAGCCCCAGAUUCAACGCCUGAUGUCCAGCAGCCGCUGCCAGUCAGCUCAACACCGUUCCCCAAUCCAGUAACUACCGGACGAAGGUGCUGGCUUAUGUUAUUUUUUAUUGAAACACAUGCGGUAAUCCUAUGUUACAACUGCUCAUCAACUCAUCGAGAUUGGAAUCAAUGCGGAGGAGAUUUUGUACCCUCUACAUUCCCUCUUAAUAUCACGCGAAAUAAUCUCAUUAACUGUACCGGAGAAAAUGCAAUGUGCUUUGUGAGGUCUUGGACAGCGCGUUCCCGUCAUUCAUGGAUCGUUCAGAGAGGAUGUUAUCAGGCCACUGCAGACGACAAUCUUCCUCGAUUGAUGAAUACGCCCACAAGAGCUAUGUCUUGUAAACUGGACAGAUAUCCCGAAGCUGAUUACAAAGUAUGCCUUUGUCAAGCAGACUGGUGCAAUUCUGCGUCAACUGUGGUCCCAACUAUAAUUCAAUACCUUACAAAGAUACCGAGAUACAUUAUUGAGAAAUUUAUUGCUUUAACCUUUAAACUAAUAUAA